AUGAGCGACGACGCGCGGAGAACGGGCCGCGUGGACUUCACGGGGACUCUAACUAUCGUGGCGAUUAAGCUGACGUCACUCGCCAUGGACUACCAGGACGGCCUUAAAGCCCUAAAGGACGACGCGAAGCGCGCGAAAGACGGCGAGAAACCCGAGAGCGAGCAGCCGUCGCGCGAUGAUCGGAGAAAGGCGGAGAAGCGGGCGAGAGUGAUUAGAGAGAUGCCGUCGCUGGUGGAGUUUCUGGGGUGUGGUCCCCGUCGGUGCGCUCCCCCUCGCCCAUCCCGCCCUUCCUCCGCGUGCUCGUCCAAGGCUCAUUGGCAGCAGCCGUCUUCCUCCUCAUCUUCCCGCACCCUCGACCUCUCCCUCGCCACCGACCCGGCGCGCUUCUUCGUGCUGCCCUUCCUGCGGCGCCUGCUGCUGGUGUUCCACGCCACGCUCGUGGCGGCGUCAGGUGCCGAGCGACAGGUGGCAUCGUGGGAUAGGGCGCGCAACGUGAAUAUCCUCGGCAUGGAGCUCGCGAGCACGGGCGCUGACGUGGCAAAGAACUGGAACAUCUCCUUCAGCACGUGGCUGCGCAUCUGCAAUGCCAAGGAGAGUGCACUAUUCAACCUGCUCUUCACCUUCUUCAUCAGCGCCAUUUCGCAUGGUCUGAACCUAGGGGAUCUGAUCGGGUUCGCCCACUGGGCGCUCAUGAUAGCGGGGUCGCGCGUCAUCUACCGCUGGCCGUUCCCUCUAAGCCAAAGCUCAUUGGGUUUGAACCCAGGGGAUCUGAUAGGCUUCGCCCACUGGGCGCUGAUGAUAGCGGGGUCGCGAGUCAUCUACCGCUGGUCGCGGCCUCUAGCCCAGGGCUCGCUGCCUCGCCGCGCUGCCUCGCUGCUGCACUUCCUCUACGUGCUGCUCUGCAUCAACUACGCUGGCUUUGGCUUCAGUGUGAUGACGUUCCAGCACACGGUGCAGGCAUACAGGGGGCUCUAUUACUACGGCACAUUAGUGCCUGUGAUGCUCAUCGUGGCAGGCAACUUCAUCCGAACACCAAGGCCCAGGGGGGCCAAGAAAAGCCUCAAGACAGAGUAG
This is a messenger RNA of Closterium sp. NIES-65, 1074 nucleotides long. Lineage: Eukaryota; Viridiplantae; Streptophyta; Zygnematophyceae; Desmidiales; Closteriaceae. The record is from the annotation of a GenBank genome assembly.